AUGGCGAACAGACUCGAUGACUUGGAGGACGAUGUUGUGGUUGAGAUUCUGUCUCGGCUGCCCGUGAGAACCCUAUGCCAGCUCAAGUCGGUUUGCAGUCGCUGGAAUGCCAUAAUUUCGAGUCCCUAUCUAGUUUCUACCCACCUCAAGAACUACACGAACGGCCCAGCCGGUGAUGCCUACCAGACCCUCAUGGUCUAUGAUUCCAACCGUUACUUGAAGCCAAAGAUAGUGCAAUUUGAAUUUGAUCCUGAUGGUGAUGUAUCUCAAAUCUGUUAUCUGGACAGCAUAAUGCCCAUUCUUGCCGGACCCUGCAAUGGCGUAUAUUUGCUGGGCUUUAGGGAGACUGAGGGUCAUGUGUUCCUGUGGAAUCCAGCAACUGGCUCGUUGUCUAGUAAAAUACCAUUGCCCAGAACCGCCAAUGAUUCCUUUGGUGUUGACAGCUUUGGGUUUGGGCUGCAUAAUACAGUUGCUGAUGAUUUCAAAAUAGUUGUGAUUCGGCAAGUCUGCCCCCUUGGCGACUGGCCUUACUACCCUAGAGAGCAACCAAGAACAGGCUGUUGGUCAUCUCCUGAGUUUCCUUCACAAGUGAUGGUGUACACACUGGGCACUGGUACUUGGAGGGUUUUGGAAGAGUUCCGGCAUCCACUCGAGAUAGUUGGAUUCACUAAGGAUUACAGGUACUUGAACGGGUUCUAUUUUUGGUUAUGUGCACCUCCUGUCGCGGCGCUGGCUUUCGAUCUUCGGAGUGAUGUUUUCCGUGUGAUAGAUGACCCCAUACCAGUCACCUUUAAUGGACAAUAUGAUAAAGGGAUGAAGCAACUUUUCCUGUACAAGAAUUCGCUUGCCUUAUGUAUUAUGCAGGAGGGGAGUAGUGGUGUUGGUGGAUUUGAUAUGUGGCUACUGAGCGAACAAUGGUGCUGGAUCAAACAUUUAGCUAUUGGUCCUUUCAUUCCAAAAGAUUUGGUGGCGGUUGGAUGUUGGAGGAACAAGCAGAUUAUUGUUCGUACUGUAGAUCGGACGGAGGAGCAGAAUGACACUAAUUUGCUAUUGUUCGACCCUGCUACUCAAGGCAUGAAAGUUUUAAUCCUAGAUUGUCUCCCAUCCGGAGUCCAUUACUAUAGAGAUAGCUUGGUCAAUGUAAGCAACAGCAGUGGUUGGUUUAGCACGACGGUGAUUGUAACCAACACGAGGAACUUCCAUCUCGAUCAAGGCAACAUCGACAUUGUCAUCAAAGGAUAUGGAGGGAUCAGUGGAGCAGUGUUCACUGAAACAUACCAUGUCUUGCUCCACGGUUCGUUCUCCAUGCUCCUGAUCUUUCUCGCAAUUGGGAUUCCAGUUUUGUGUACUGCAGUGAUGUACUUCGUGAGAGAUUGUCCUCAGUCUUCAACAUCGCGUCUUUAUGCGUCUCUCUGCUGCGAUUCCAACUCUUUCUGUGUCUCUCUGCUGCGUCAAUUGCCCUACGGCGGCGGAUCGUCCAUGGAGCCAGCCAUUGAGCAAAACAUCUGGACUUUUGCAGCAGCACUCCCGCUUCUCUUCGCUGUUGUCUCUGCGGCGUCGAUUCUACGACUUGUCUACCGUAACUUCGUCGGUUUCCUGACGCCAUGGAAAUCUGGAGGCCAUAGCGAGGUAUCCACAUCUGUAAUGGUGAACACACUCGAUGACAUGGAGGAACAUCUAGCUGGUGCCUCUGCCUUCAGCUCCAUCGUGAGCUUUGUACUAACCUUGAGGAUCAAGCCAGUUUACGAGACCCUUUAUGCUGGUGGCUCAUUCAGGCUGCCUCGGACUUCUGAUGAUCAGUAA
Molecule: messenger RNA, 1803 nt
Organism: Linum tenue
Lineage: Eukaryota; Viridiplantae; Streptophyta; Magnoliopsida; Malpighiales; Linaceae
Source: the annotation of a GenBank genome assembly